GGGAGGCUAAAAUAUAUGCCAAGUAAUGAGGUUCGUGCUGUUUUGGGAACACAACGACACCCCCUUCGUCGUAAUAGUUUUUUUAACGUCCCGGAAAUGGAUAAGAUUCACCAUUUUAGAUGUAGUGGGCGUCUAUUCCUCUCCUUUUCCGCUUCUGUAGAUACAAAGCGUGUUUGAGGGGAAGAUUUUAGGAGCUCGUCUCUUACAGACAGAGAUAAAGCGGUUUGUUUAAGAAGAAUAUAAGGGAAACUUAGUCUUGUUAGAGUGGGUUUCUUGUGUUCAUAUUGCUUUUGUUGGCUGUUCUUCAGCGGUGAUGAUAUUCAACGAGUCGUCCAACCGGAAACCGGUUUGUUUUUGUGUUCUCAUCAAAAGACAAAGAGGUUUUGUUGAGUGACUAUUGUCACAAUUCAAAACAGUCUAUGCGAUUAAAUCCUUGUGAGUUCAGUUGAGUUCACUGUUACCGGUCCAUGCGUCCGAAACACGAUCAAACACUAGAGUGAUCAGGGAAAAGAUGAUAUCCUUCUUAGUUUUACCUCAACAGAAAAAUCUGAUAUAAGCCUAACAGGGCCAGUACCAGCGCUUGGUAAAAGUCGUAUGGCGUUGUAAAUCGAAAGAAGGAAAGAAAGAAAGAGAAAUUCAAGCACAUGGUAAAGAAGAUGACGAUCAGACUAGUCUUUCAUUGGGUUACCAGAAUAAUUGAGAAUGUUCUAGCACCAGUUGCCAUAACAGCGAUUGCUGUCCUUGUUUUUCUGCGCACUUUCUACAAAUACAGAGAUGGUAUUCAAUAUUAUUACCUGUAUGCUAUGUUAGGGGACAGUUUGUGUUGGUCACGUGGUACAGCCUCGGUUCUCUACGUCGGCUGUUCCCUGAUACUCCUUCCAAUGUGUCGCAAUAUGUUGUCCUUGAUCAGGAAUUUCAAUAAGAGUAUAACCCGUUCGUUUGGACGCCUAUUAGACAGAAGCAUCUGGUUUCACAAGGCAUGUGCAGCAGUGAUCAUCUUGUCAGCUGGAAUUCAUAUCGGAGCCCACAUUUUAAAUGCCAAGAGAUUUUCUGCAAACUACAGUGAUGAAUUCAAGGAUUUAAACUUUGCCUCCUAUCCAAAUCAGGAUCCACUGAAAAUGUACCUUACCUCAGUCAGUGGAACAACUGGAAUAUUGAUGACUCUCGUCUUACUCAUUAUGAUCGUAACGUCUAUGGUUGCUGUGAGGCGCGCCUCAUAUGAGAUCUUUUGGUAUACUCAUCAUCUCUUCAUUGUGUUCUUUUUACUUCUACUGGUCCACGGUCUCGGAGGAGUGAUAAAACACCAAGUGAACGUGGAUACUCACUCCCCCGGAUGUAAAAUGGCUGAAAAUAAGACCAAGAUUUCAAAUACCAGUCACGUGGUAUGGUGCUCAGAGGAGCCAGUCUUUCAAGCAGAUGAGCCGGAGGCCUGGAAAUGGUGUGUUUUUCCUCUUCUCAUUUACGUAACGGAGCGACUUACAAGAGUUUUCAGAAGCUUUCAGAAAGUGGAACUUAUUGAUGUGGUUCAACACAGGGAUGGAGUGGUGGAGGUGAAAAUGAAAAAACAGAAGUUUUCAGCAGCACCAGGGCAGUACGUGUUCAUCAAAUGUGCAGAUGUAUCUAGGUUUGAGUGGCACCCCUUUACAUUGACUCAGUGUCCUUCAUCAGAAGAUUCAUCAUUCUCCAUUCAUUUUAAGAUUUUGGGAGACUGGACCGAGAAAUUUGCUGAUAGACUAUUAGCGGCGAAAUUUGAUGAUAACCAGAAAACCCUGGCUUCUGUAGAGCAAGACGAAGAUUACCUUUGUUAUGUGAGGCAUUUUAUAAAAAUUUCUGUGGAUGGCCCAUACGGAAGUCCGUGCACGGACGUUUGGCGGUACAACGUCAGUCUAUGUAUAGCGACCGGUAUCGGUGUGACGCCUUUCGCUGCUCUUAUCCAGGAGCUCAGAGAGAAGAUAAGAACAAGGAGGAAACUCAAACUGCACAGAUUGUAUUUUGUGUGGGUGUGUAAACAUGCGCAGUCUUUCCUAUGGUUUUUGGACCUUUUGCGUUCCACCUUCACUGAGCUUUGGGAGAGCAACAGACCGGAUUUCCUUAUAUGUAACUUUUACGUUACAUGUUCACAGUCAGAGGAUCAGAUUAACAUGACUCAUCAAGACAAAUGGCUCACAGGCAGAUUGCACAAAUGUAAACCUUCUUGGAAAGCGCUGUUUGACCGAGUCAGCCGAGAAAAUCCGAGGACCAGAGUUGGUUUAUUUUAUUGUGGAAGUCGAAAAGUUACAUCGAUAUUGAAAAAGCGAAGCAAGCAGUUUUACCCGACUGGAACGAGAUUUAUCUUUAACAAAGAAAUUCUAACAUAGGAUAUUCUAAUAUACUACAGGUAAAACAAAAUAUAUAAUUAUGUUUCAUCCCUUAUUUCUAAGUUAGACAAGGAAAGAUUUGGAUACGCUAUUCAUUUUACAGUGCACAUCGAAAGUAUGACAGAACAUCUUCUAAGGCAGCCCUCAUCAAUAUCGUGAACUCGAUUGCUAACAGUAAAUUUUGUUCAUCUAUUUCUUCUGCAUCUAAAUUUUACCAAUAUAGAUCAUUCAGAAUAUCAAACGUUGAUAUAUUUUGUCUAAAUGUAGUAUUGUUUUGUACUGUUAAUGUGGGUUUUCUUAGGUUUCCCUCUUUAUCGGCUUGUGUUCGUUUGAAGGAUGAAAAAUACCUUGAUCAUCGAACAAAUGCCUUACUUUUUAAUUCUGUUUUAAAUAAUUCAUAUAGACAGCAGAUUUUUUUUGAAUCACUUAACUUCUUUACCCCUGGGUUCACUUCAUGAUUUGUCCCCUGUUGGACGAAAAAACUUCUUGUGAUGUUCUUCAUAAGUUUUUAUCUUCCACAUCAAAUAAUUCUUCAACUCUUGAGGAGGAUCGUCUUGCAAUCAGCGAAUAGUUUGAUCCACCGGGACUGGAAACAAUUGAGAAUGAUUUUGUUAUUUCUCUUGUCGUUUUUCCUAUCGCAAGAGGCUUCUUUUUCUUGGCCUUCUUUUCUUCUUCCAUUUUGGUAUUUUUCGCAUCAUUUUUCUUGCUUUGUCUUCGAGUUCGCGUUCGUCGUUUUGCGGUUGAAAAAAUAUCUGGGAGUGAAAAAUAUUCGCGGAGCUUAUCCUCUGUUCUACAAAGAUUUUCAUAACCAUUUCUCUUGGUGAUCGGAGGCAGUUUAGAAGCCUGACAAUUGAUUUUACGAAUUUCUUCCUCAAAAUCCAACGGAGUUAUUAUUGGCAUUCUGUCCUGGUUAUGAAUUAAGAAUUUUAUAUUAUCUUUUACAUUCUGGGGAAAAUUAAGCAUUCUGACUUCAAAUAGUCUUGUUUGUUAUAGGGUGGGAAAAGCAAAGAAGACCACAAAAGACUAAUUUUAAUAUAGUUUGAUAUCGUUUCACUGAUUCGUUGACUUCCAAAUAAAGCUUAAAUAGCCACAGGAAUAGAAAUUUUCAGUUUUUUUAAUUACUUCGAGCAGCUGCCAGCAGUAGUUAAAUAGGGGAAGGGGUUUCGACUAGAUAUCUGUGGUUAAACAUGAAUUUCCCGUUUAAAUUCAAACUUGUUUUGGUUGGAAUUUAAAUCGAUUUUCCAACGCGUAUUUUGACAUAGACUUUUUGGUUCACUAAAAACAAAUUAUCAAAUUUAAGUCUGUUUUGGUUAACGUCCUGGUUGUUAUGGAAACCGUCCUUAAUAAAAACUCACCUGCGGAGUUUUCGCGAGUUUCAGUUACUAACAAACUUGUUAAUUGAUUGGGUUGGUAUUUCAUUUGCUAAGGGUUUUAUUGGUUAUCACAAACGAAAGGGCAGACACGUACAUGCGAUGCGUUGGUGUGAUGAAUGCUCAAUUAAUGCAAGCGUGUUGUUUCCUUACUAAACAAUCAACGUAGAACAAAGCUGCUUCCAACAGGCGUCCCCUACCCCAACGAGUUAUAACAAUCAUCUCUUUAUUGUUGCAUAGCUCAUGGAUCGUUUAUUUAGAAACAAUUUAUGGUAAGGGCAAUAAAAACUACUGAGAGAAAA
This is a messenger RNA of Pocillopora damicornis (cauliflower coral), 4029 nucleotides long. RefSeq names its product NADPH oxidase 4. Gene Ontology annotation, molecular function: superoxide-generating NAD(P)H oxidase activity. Gene Ontology annotation, biological process: defense response; superoxide anion generation. Lineage: Eukaryota; Metazoa; Cnidaria; Anthozoa; Scleractinia; Pocilloporidae. The record is from RefSeq and is a predicted model, not a curated record. Gene Ontology annotation, cellular component: NADPH oxidase complex; plasma membrane.